AAAGUUCUUUCCUCCAAAGUGCAUUGAACAUUGUGUUAAUAAAACUGAAAUAAAGGAGCUGAGAACGAUAUGUUGAAAUCCACGGAACCAAUACUUAUAAGGGAACCAUCAGCUGGAGUGCGCCGCCAGAAAUCGCGGGCUUCCAAAAUGAUUGGCGACUACAUAGACACCGCCGUACGCAUUGCCGGUGUGGGUUUUCUGGCGGAUCUCAUUCAGCGACUGGUUCUCAGUGUAGUUGAGCAUCUGCAGGACUAUCGAUACUAUUUGCCCGAGGAUGGCCUGUCGACAAUACUACAACGAUCGUUUACCUACAAUAAAAGGAGCGUCUUCAUAAUUCUGGCCUUCGUUGUUCUGGCACUCAUUCGAUUGUCUGCAACAGGUAACGGCAGGGCGCUAGUUCCAACGGCUGCGUACCUGGCCUAUAUGCCGCUGUACUGGCUAUUCCAGUGCCUUGGCGGGAGUAAACUGCGUUAUUCCCACUGGAUAAGGGAACCACAUGGCCUCGACUAUGCCUCUGGAAUGGCUGCCAAUUACUUUCACGGCUUCUUGAACCUUUCAUUGCCCGAACGCCAGGGUGACGGCCUUAGGCGCCGCAUGGCAGUAUAUGAAGCAACACACAACAUCACUUUCGGACUGGACCGACUGAUCAUUCUCAUUCCAGACGAAAUGUUUGUAAAGGGCAAACUCGAAAGCGACUUACUGGAAAAGGCCGAACCAUUGCAAACUGUGAACAUCCAACGGGCCGGUGUCAAUCGUCCUUUUAAGCAUGAUGUGUACAGACUUAAGCGCAUGAUCGAUGGGAAAUUCUAUUACUUUGUCAUCGAGGGAGCCACACCAAUGUUGUCCUUCUUCGAAUCGCUGCAGUCGCAAAUCUCGGCCACCUGGCAAAUGCGCGAAAUGAAGCGCGAGAUCUGGCUCAAGUUCUACAAGCAUCUAAAAUAUCUAUUGUACACUUGGCCCGAGACACGCAACCUAGUGGAGCCAAUCAUCUACAAUUCUCACGAUGCCAAUGGCAAUUUGGUCGAUGUUGGCGAGUUGCUCAUCACCCGCAUGGAGAACAAAAAAAAGAAGAAUGCCUAAUCCAGCUAUCCUGUGGUAUCAUCUGCCAACAACGAGUUCGAUUAACAUUUUGAAGAAACGAACGGAAAUAUUUUUACCGACUGAGCAAUGUAUUGAAGCUCUUAAUGACAAUUUCAUUUUCAAUAUCAAUUUUACCACUUAAAACUAA
Drosophila guanche is the source of this 1228-nucleotide messenger RNA. RefSeq lists its product as uncharacterized. The transcript has 6 exons. Gene Ontology annotation, molecular function: 2',3'-cyclic GMP-AMP binding; cyclic-di-GMP binding. The coding region runs from base 70 to 1080 and encodes 336 amino acids. Gene Ontology annotation, biological process: autophagosome assembly; positive regulation of type I interferon production; activation of innate immune response. The record is from RefSeq and is a predicted model, not a curated record. Gene Ontology annotation, cellular component: endoplasmic reticulum membrane; autophagosome. NCBI's taxonomy places the organism in Eukaryota, Metazoa, Arthropoda, Insecta, Diptera, Drosophilidae.